Messenger RNA from Chlamydomonas reinhardtii, 925 nucleotides. RefSeq lists its product as uncharacterized. NCBI's taxonomy places the organism in Eukaryota, Viridiplantae, Chlorophyta, Chlorophyceae, Chlamydomonadales, Chlamydomonadaceae. The transcript is spliced from 5 exons. The coding region runs from base 174 to 551 and encodes 125 amino acids. The record is from RefSeq and is a predicted model, not a curated record.
GAACACAACCUGGCCACGGAGCCCGAGCCGAGCAAUUUCCCAUGCAAGGAUGCAAGCGGUUUGUGCAUACUAUAAAAAGCACGCGGUAUCCAGUUGCACUCAAGACAUACAUUACCAGUCCCACCGGAAGUUCUUCCUUGGCCCUUGCCGGCAGCGCAAGUUUCAUAUCAGCCAUGUCCAUGCUCGCGCGCGUGCAGCAGUCUCCCGCGGCCUUGACCCGGUCGUCGCUGCGCAGGGCAACCGUGCGGCCUGUGAAGGCGCUGUUUGGCAAGUCUGGUGACGCGGAGAGGAAGAAGGAGGAGCAGUGGGAGGCGCAGCAGGCAUUGCUGGCUGAGCGCCGUGCUAAGAAGGAGCGCCUAAUGCAGACUUUCAACCGCAAGGAGGCCAAGGGCUCCCAGGCUGCUCCUGAGCCUGCGGCGAAGUCUGCGCCUGCGCCGAAGCGCCCCACGCGCGAGGAGGUUGUUGUCGAGGUCGAGGAGGAGGAGCCGGCCCGUCCCGCUGGAGGCAACCCGCUGUCGGGCCUGCUGGGCGGCCUUUUCGGCAAGAAGUGAAAGGCGUGGAAAAGCGCAAGAAGGGAGAAGAAAUAGCCAGCGGCGUACAGGCGUAGAUGGGUUGAGGCCAUACCCACGCACGUGAGCAUUCUCGUCUGCACAUAAGAAGGCAGUGCGUGUAUCAUUGCGCUGGUGACCGUGGGUGCGGGACAGUACGGCAGUGUUCGCGUCAGUUUAUCGCUUGAAUGUUAAGCUUUUUGUACCUGAUAUUUUUUUGCCCAUGCCAGUUGUGAACACCCGGCCAGCGGUGUGUCGCAAUUUGGGGGCAUGUGUACGAAUCAUGUGUGAGCAAAGCAACACAAACACAAACUACUGAGUGGCUCUGAUGGACUCGGUGCGGGCGCGUACAUAGCAUAUGUGUAACGCAGACAAGU